AGUCGUGAGACAGACGGAGGAGACGUAUGACGAAAGUCGGUUAGAGCUCGAGACGAGUUGAGACCUGAAGCUCGUGUAUUUGAUAGUUGGAAUUUUUUAUCCCUGUCGAGCCAGUCGUCAGUCAUCAAAAAAGGAAGUUCGCUAAAUGACGUGGAUCCGUGCAUCCGGCGAUAAAAAUCCCUGAUAGAAAAGCAGUUGGAAAUCGUUAAAAUGUCGUGAUAUCGAUUGAGUGCGUGAUUGGUUAAACAAGAAACCGAUGCAAGUAUGGCUGCCCUGCCGUCACCCACGCAGGUGGCUGGAAGCCAUGCCGCCAUAUACGAGGCCUACUACAGACAGGUUGAUCCCAAUGGACUUGGAAGAAUCGAGGCUAUGGAUGCUGCGCGAUUUCUCAAGAAAUCCCAGCUCAGCGACAUUAUUCUCAGCAAAAUCUGGGAUAUGGCAGACCCGCAGUCUCGAGGAUUUCUCGAUAGACCAGGGUUUUUCGUAGCCCUUAAGCUCUGCGCCUUGGCACAACAAGGAUGCGACCUAAACAUGGCCCAUAUGAAUUUGGAUAUAAAUCCUCCAAAAAUGGGCGAACUCCCAAAGAUUCUACCCCAAAAACCUGUUGUAACAACCCAACCAUUGAUAUCCGCCAUCAACAAUGGCGAUUGGUCCAUUAAACCUACAGAACGUGCGAAAUACGAUCAACUUUUCGAUAGUCUUCAACCUUCGAAUGGUUACAUCCCUGGCACUAAGGUCAAGGGCGUAUUAAUGGAUAGUAAAUUGCCUCUCGAUACCCUCGGAAAAAUAUGGGACCUCGCUGACAUGGAUAAGGAUGGCAUGCUUGAUAGGCACGAAUUUGUGGUGGCGAUGCACUUGGUGUACAAGGCACUGGAAAAAUACGCAAUUCCCAACGCCUUGCCACCGGAAUUGAUGCCUCCUGGCAAAAGAAAAGAUAUAAUGCCAGAGUCCAAGUCUCCGGUUCCACCGAUAGUUGGCCCGCCACCAAUACCUCCGCUUCCUAACGUAUCCGCUGUAAAUAGUCUCGCAGGUCUGGAUACAAAGCCGCCUGUUGUGCAAAAAUGGGUCGUCUCUCUCGAAGACCAGGCAGCAGCCGACAAAUUGUUCCUGCAGGCUGAUAUGGACAUGGAUGGUUUUGUUUCCGGUGCUGAGAUAAAAGAUGUCUUCCUUCAAAGUGGACUUCCACCCCAAAACCUCGCACAUAUUUGGUCUCUGUGCGACAUUUGUCAGAGUGGAAAAUUAAAUAAAGAACAAUUUGCUCUCGCGAUGUAUAUUAUCAAGCAAAAAUUGAGGGGAGUCGACCCUCCAAAUAGCCUCACUCCUGAAAUGGUACCUCCAUCUUUGAGGAAACCCUCGGAAAGUGUUGUGGAGAACAACAAUAUUUCCGGUUACUCAAAUCCCGAAUUGGACAUGAUCAGUAAAGACAUUGCUGAAUUAGCGCGUGAAAGACACACAAUGGAGCAAGACAUUGCACAAAAAGAAGCGGACAUCAAGAUAAAGAAUGGAGAAAUAAAAAGUCUCCAAAGUGAACUUGACACAUUAGCUGCCACUUUAAGGCAACUAGAAAACCAAAAGGGCGAGGCGCAAAAAAGAUUAAACGAUUUAAAGGUUCAGAGGGCUGAGGUAGAUAGAGAGUUGAGUGAUAUCGAGAUCGAGAUACGGGAGGAACAACAAAAGGUGGAUAAAUUGCGACAACAGGCAGAAGAGCAGGAAACUGUCUUGCGUUCUCAAGAAGAAGAAUUAAACCUAAAACGACAGGAACUGGAGGGCUUAAAACAGGAAGAGCAGCAAUUGGAAUCGCAGCAAACGAAAAGCAGGGACCACUUAAAUGAAUUAACAAAAAAAUUGCAGGAGAAGCAAAUCCAAAUUAGCCAAGCUAAAUUAAAAAUUACUCAUCUGGAGGAACAGCAAAGGCAAAUGAGCGAUGCAAUCGCCCUUUAUGAUUCCGCCCUUGCAGCUGGGGAUGUGAAUAUAGUUUCGGAUACUAGUCUACAUUAUAAACCUGAAAUUGAGGACUUGAUAGAAGAAGAAAGACGAAAGUCUGCACAAAUAAAUGGCGUAAAUAAUGAAGAGGAUGCGUUCUCAAAUACAAAUGGCAAUGCGGAAGCUUUUGGCGCAGAUCCUUUCGCGUCUAACAAGGCUAAAGAUUCCUUUGAAUUUGCAGAUCCAUUCACCGGAAGUGCUUUUCCAUCUGAUGGAGCGAAUAGUGGUUUCGGAAAUGAUUCCUUCGCGUCAUUUGAUCAUCCCGGUGCUACAAAACAAGAUCCUUUCGAUCCGUUUGGUGACAAAGGAGCUGCCAGAAAACCAGUGGGCAUAUCUAAGGAUCCCUUUGGAGAUGAUCCCUUUGCAAAUCUUCAUGCGCCCACGCGGCCUGAAAGCCCUAGUCCAGCUCUUCCGCCUAAAAAAGCGAAGCAACCGCCUCCAAGGCCAGCGCCUCCACGUCCUUCUUCAGGGCCUGCAGGACCUACCGGACCUCUGCGAGCAGCUCCUGCUCCUCCAGUUCCGUCACCAACGCCCGAUUUAUUUGCAAACCCAGUCUCUGAUCCCUUUGCUGCUCAACAACCAGUAAUGGAUAAUAACAAUGGAAACAGCUUUGGAACUGGAUUCGCUGAUUUCGCCAACUUUGAUCCCAAGCCGGAACCAGUUCCCAGCCGAUUGGGGCCACAGAGACUGAGCAGGACACGGACAUCAUCGACUCCCAAACUGCCAGAUUUUACGGAAGACCCGUUCAAGGACUACCGCUAUGAAGAUCCUUUCAACAUAGAUCCCUUCGCCGACGACACCAGCGACUCAAAUGCAAACAAAACCACCAUCAGCAACACCAGUAAACUCGAUGCAUUCGGUUUCGAUGAAAAUUCAUUCUCCUCCAAGGACACAUUUGUCAGGGCCUUUGAUUCGGAUUUCUCGAAAACGUUGCCCUCGCCAAAAACGAAGAGCGACAGAAACACAUCGAAAUUCGAGGCUGAUUUUGGAAAGGCCUUUUCUGACUCAAAUCGGAACGAUUUUACAUUCACGACAGGACGAUCGAAACCAACGAAACUGAGCAACAUUGAUGAAACAUUCGCAACCAAAAACGAGACAAAAUCGGCGAAAAAGUCGAAUCUUUCAUUCAGAGAUAAAUUAGUCCUUGGCGCUAGUGAGAAGAAGAAUAAAAAUGCUAAUAAUAAAUCUUGGAAUGGGAACAGUAGAGCUCUAAAUCCGACGGAAGAAGAGCAAAUCGCCUGGGCUGAACAGCAGAGCAUUAUUGCCGAAGAGGAGAGACGCAGAAUGAAAGCGCGGGAAGAUGCUGAGCUGCAAAUGGCUUUGGAGAGGAGCAAAAUUGAAGCUGUAAAAUCGAAGAAAAGUUAAGUCCAGAGAAGUUGAACUUUAACGGCAGACUCUAUGUACAUUAUCACCCAAAAACAAAGAGAAAAUACAAGAGGUAUUUUUACACGGACGCAAGUUUUGGGAACUGCACUUAUUAAUUUCGUCGCUUUAAAGAGUUGAAAAGUGCAAGCUCAGUUGAUCUAGUUUUAAGAGUAACGAAAUAUACUCAAUACGACUCUACACAAUAGAGUGCACAUGCCAUGUAAAAGUAUGAUCGAUCAACGAUUCUAGUUUAGGACUAAAGCAACAAAUUGACAGAUUUUGUAUUUCUUUUUUCGUUUUCUAUUCUUUAUCUGAAGUUUUGAUGAAUGAAGCUAAUCAUUGGGAUAUGUGUGUGUGUCUGGAAUUUGGAGUUUGGAGGCUUGAAGAUUCGUUGACAAGGGACGCUUUCGAGAUUGGAGAAAAUUUUUAUAUUUCAACGCUUUAAGUUUAAUUUCAGAAAAUUUUAGCUUCGAAAUUCCACAAGUUCUUAAGGAAUCACUCAAGUUUAUGGAACAGUAUCCAAGUGUUUUCUUUUCUCUCUUUUUUUUUUGUUUGUUUUUGUUUUUAAAAGACCGAGCGCAACUUAAAAAGUAAGGUUUCCACGAACGAUAAAGUAUUACAAAGUUCGUGUUUCUAGAAGACAUAGCGACUCGCGAGUCUAUAAAGAUUAACGGAAAGUUUUGGUGGCAGUUGUUCAGUGGAUGGACAAUAAUGUUGGGCGAGCCAACCUGACGAAUCCCAGUAUCAUUGAGAAGUGAAAAAUGAUUGAUUAAAA
Messenger RNA from Belonocnema kinseyi, 4123 nucleotides. It is a transcript of the gene Eps-15, whose product is annotated as epidermal growth factor receptor substrate 15-like 1. Gene Ontology annotation, biological process: endocytosis; endosomal transport. Gene Ontology annotation, molecular function: calcium ion binding; cadherin binding. The record is from RefSeq and is a predicted model, not a curated record. The transcript is spliced from 14 exons. Lineage: Eukaryota; Metazoa; Arthropoda; Insecta; Hymenoptera; Cynipidae. Gene Ontology annotation, cellular component: cytoplasm; plasma membrane; clathrin coat of coated pit. Bases 265 to 3348 code for a protein of 1027 amino acids.